AUGGCGACCAAACAGCCUCUAAAGACGACAUUCGAUGCCAACCGUGUCAUCCGGCCUAUAUUCACCGGCGGCUCUGUCGCGAUCGACAACAAUGCCCAGAUACUGGCCGCUACACUGGGGGAGGAUGCUGUUCUGACGAACCCCGCCAACGGAAGGCAUCUUGCUCAAAUCGAAGGCGAUGGAGAGCUCAUCUCAACGCUAACCUUGACGCCUUCCGGCUCUCAUCUGAUAAUAUGCUCGCGGUCAUUGUCCAUGCGGAUAUUCGCUUUGAGCCACUCCUCCGAUGACGAUUCACUUGACGCCACUCUUAUCCGGACGCUGAAGCCGCAUUCGACCCCCGUCGUGGUCCUGGCUGUCGACCGCACGAGCACAUUGCUAGCAACUGGAGGGACGGACGGGGCGAUCAAGGUGUGGGACAUCGCGGGCGGCUACGUUACCCACACGUUCCGUGGCCCUUCUGUCCUGGUUUCUGCGCUGCAUUUCUUCGAGGCUGACCCGGACGAUGAAGAAGCCGGCAGUCUCACCACGGCUAGGUUCAGACUUGCUUCCGGCAGUCAGGAUGGCAAGGUGCGAAUAUGGGACUUGCACAAGCGAAGCUGCAUCGCCAAUCUAGACUCCCAUGUGUCUAAUGUCACGAGCCUGGACUACUCGCCGGACCAGGAUGCCAUUGUCAGCGCGAGCAGGGACAAGACCAUCAUUUGGUGGGACGCCAAGUCUUGGAAAUUGAAGAAAGUCGUUCCUUGCUUGGAGCUUGUCGAAACGGUCGGGUUCAUGGAUGAGGGCCGGCUCACUUUCUCAGCUGGAUCCAACGGAUGUCUUCGCAUAUGGGACACGGACGUUGGAAAAGAGCUCACCCAGAAGCAGCCAGCCAAGAGCGAAGAAGAGUCCAUCGUGUCCGGUCUUUAUCUGCUUGGUUUACCGUUUAUACUCUGUGUCCAGGUCGAUCACACGCUGGCCCUGUAUGGACUGCCAACAAGGGCCGGUGGGGCAUCGAUCCCUCCGCCGGAACCGCUUCGUCGCAUAUCAGGCUCACAUGACGAGAUCAUUGACCUGGGCUUCCUGCUUCCGGACAAUUCCUUACUUGCGCUUUCUACAAACUCGGAAGACAUUCGAAUAAUCUCCGUGGCCGAGUCCGAGGAUGUGGCUCUGUUGCGGGGGCAUGAGGACAUCAUCAUUUCUCUGGACGUGGACUGGUCUGGCCAUUGGAUUGCGACAGGGGCCAAAGACAACACCGCAAGGCUCUGGCGGAUUGAUCCAUCAAAUCGCUCAUUUACCUGCUGGGCCGUGUUUUCUGGCCACGCCGAGUCUCUAGGCGCGGUGGCCCUGUGCCGCACAGUUCCGGCGGAGGGAACCCCGUCCCGGCUAGAUCCCCUGAACCAUCCACCCCCUUAUGUCAUAACAGGGUCGCAGGAUCAGACGGUCAAAAAGUGGGAGAUUCCGCGGAACCCACAGCAGCAGAGCCAGAAGGCAGGCUCGCGGGCCCUUUUCACGCGAAAGGCGCACGACAAGGACAUCAACGCCAUCGACGUACAUCACGCAGGGCAACUUUUUGCCUCUGCUUCGCAGGAUAAGACUGUAAAAAUCUGGUCGGUGCAGGAAGGGGAAGUCCAAGGCAUUCUUCGGGGGCACAGGCGAGGUGUCUGGUCUGUUCGGUUCUCACCCGCGCAGUUACCGGCCAUACAGACCGAAGACGGCCCAGUCACCGGCAAGGGUGUUGUGAUUACCGGUAGUGGCGACAAGAGCAUCAAGCUUUGGAGCCUCUCCGACUACACAUGCAUCAGGACCUUUGAGGGUCACUCAAACAGUGUGCUCAAGGUGGCUUGGCUGAAGGUGCCCACGGGCCAGGAUCAGCCAAAGAAGGCAGUACACUUUGCCAGCGCUGGAGGCGACGGGCUGGUCAAAAUAUGGGACGCCAACUCUGGCGAGUCUGAGUGCACCCUAGACAAUCACGAGGACAGGGUGUGGGCUUUGGCCGUUCAUCCAGAAACCAACCUGAUUGUUUCUGGGGGCGGUGACUCGACCGUCACUUUCUGGAAGGACACAACAGUCGAAACUCAAGCAGCCGCUUCAGAAGCAGCACUGAAAGUGAUUGAGCAAGAGCAAGAGCUGCAAAACCACAUAUUUGCGGGCUCUUACAGAGAGGCUAUCACAUUGGCCCUUCAGCUGAAUCACCCGGGCCGUCUUUUAAGCUUGUUCACCUCCGUGGUGACGAGCCCCAGCCCGGAGGAGGGAAGCCUGUGUGGACGCAAGGCCGUGGACGAAGUUGUUGCCAACCUUUCGGAUGAGCAGAUUUUUCUGCUUCUCCUCAGGCUGCGGGAUUGGAACACCAACGCACGAACAGCCCCAGUCGCGCAAAAGAUUCUGCGAACGCUCAUCAGAAGCUACCCUGCGUCCAAGUUCUCCAACCUCGCUGUCAAGGGGGCCCGAGGCCAGAAGAGCCUCAAAGACGUGCUGCACGGGCUUCGAGCAUACACUGAACGCCACUACAAGCGUAUGGAGGAGCUUGUGGACGAAAGCUAUCUGGUGGAAUAUACACUGCAGGAGAUGGAUUGCCUCGCGCCGCUCGAGGAGGCGGAGGACACUGUGAUGAGGGAAACGGACGGACAGUUGGACACUGUGAUGGUGGGCUGA
This is a messenger RNA of Hirsutella rhossiliensis, 2631 nucleotides long. Its product is annotated as utp13 specific WD40 associated domain-containing protein. Gene Ontology annotation, biological process: endonucleolytic cleavage in 5'-ETS of tricistronic rRNA transcript (SSU-rRNA, 5.8S rRNA, LSU-rRNA); endonucleolytic cleavage to generate mature 5'-end of SSU-rRNA from (SSU-rRNA, 5.8S rRNA, LSU-rRNA). The record is from RefSeq and is a predicted model, not a curated record. The transcript is spliced from 5 exons. Bases 1 to 2631 code for a protein of 876 amino acids. Lineage: Eukaryota; Fungi; Ascomycota; Sordariomycetes; Hypocreales; Ophiocordycipitaceae. Gene Ontology annotation, molecular function: U3 snoRNA binding; protein binding. Gene Ontology annotation, cellular component: 90S preribosome; nucleolus; small-subunit processome.